Molecule: messenger RNA, 2439 nt
Organism: Scomber japonicus (chub mackerel)
Lineage: Eukaryota; Metazoa; Chordata; Actinopteri; Scombriformes; Scombridae
Gene: bcl11ab
Product: BCL11 transcription factor A b
Exons: 3
Coding region: 1-2439 (812 amino acids)
Biological process (GO): regulation of transcription by RNA polymerase II; negative regulation of dendrite development
Cellular component (GO): nucleus
Molecular function (GO): RNA polymerase II cis-regulatory region sequence-specific DNA binding; DNA-binding transcription factor activity
Source: RefSeq, a predicted model, not a curated record
AUGUCUCGCCGCAAGCAAGGCAAACCCCAGCACUUGAGCAAACGGGAGUUUUCGCCUGAGCCACUGUCAGGUGUUUUACCAGAAGAAGACUCUCAGGACUCCCCCAGGCUGGGAGUGGCUCAGGGUGAGCCCCUAAAAGGGGACCAGGACCUGCUGACCUGCGGCCAAUGCCACUCCCGCUUUCCCUUGGCUGAUAUCCUGCUGUUCAUUGAACACAAACGGAGGCAGUGCCACGGGAGCCUCUGUAUGGACAAACCUCUGGACAGGCCACCGUCCUCCCCGCUCGCCUCGCCCCUCUCCACGUCCUCCUCGCACUCGCGGACCCACCUCCAGCAUCCGCGGAGGGUGUGUCACCCCGUAGAGGUGGCUGUUCAGGUGUCGCCGCGGGAUGAGGAUUGUUUAUCUGCACCCUUGCAAGGAAUAAUCCCCAAGCAGGAGAAUAUCACAGAUAAAGAUGAGCCCAGCAGUUACACCUGUACGACGUGCAAGCAGCCCUUCACCAGUGCCUGGUUCCUGCUCCAGCAUGCCCAGAACACGCACGGCUUCCGCAUCUAUCUGGAGAGUGAGCCCGGCAGCCCCCUCACCCCCCGCGUGGCUACUGCUCCUGGGAUGGGGGGUGACUGUGCCUCCUCUCAGCCUCCCAUCCAUGCUGUCCACCUGGCUGAAGGGAGUCCUUACAGCCUGCUGAGGAUGCCAGGCUCUGGGUCUGGCCGGGAUUCAGCGUCCACACCUCGUGAGGGUCGUUAUCCCCAAACCCCACCCCUGUUUAGCCCCCCACCACGCCAUCACCUCAGCCCUGAUGACCUGGCCCUGGCAACCCACCAUCCCAGCGCCUUUGACAGGGUGAUGAGGCUCAACUCAGUGCCACUAGAACCCCCUCCAAGCAUGGACUUCUCCAGACGGCUACGUGAGCUGGCUGGAAACGCCACAGGCGCCUCCCCACCUCUCUCCCCUAACAGGCCCAGCCCUAUGCAACGGCUGCUACAGCCAUUUCAGCCAGGUACUAAGGCUCCAUUUUCAGCAACGCCUCCCCUCUCCACCUCUCAGUCACCUUCUGGCUCACGUUCCACCCCCAAUCCUGUAUCCAAUGCAGCCCAACCAGGCACACCUCUCAAGGCAAAGUCUUGUGAGUUCUGUGGGAAGACCUUCAAGUUCCAGAGCAAUCUAAUCGUUCACCGGCGAAGCCACACGGGGGAAAAGCCAUUCAAGUGUCACCUGUGUAACCAUGCCUGCACACAGGCUAGCAAACUGAAACGACACAUGAAGACGCACUGUCAGAGCAAGUCUUCGGUACUUAAUGCCAAGUCAGAUGACGGUCUCUCAACUGCCAGCUCCCCUGAGCCUGGUACUAGCGAGCGGAUAGGCAGUGCCACGGAUGCUCUUAAGUCAGUAGUGGCCAAGUUCAAGAGUGAGAACAAUGGUUUGAUGCCUGAAAAUGGAGAAGAGGAGGAGGAAGAGGAAGAGGAGGAGGAAGAGGAGGAAGAAGAGGAAGAGGAAGAGGAGGAGGAAGAGGAAGAAGAAGAGGGGGAGGAGGAGGAAAUAGAGGGUAAGCCUGUAAUUGAAGAAGAAGAGGAGAGGAAUGACUAUCGUUUCAGCCUGCGGCUAGAAGGGGCCCGCCACCACCAGAACAGUGAGGCCUUGCACCCACACCGCCGGAGCUCUUCCCGGGAGCCCGGUGAUGAGGACUCUGCCAUGGAGUCAGACAGGGCAGAUGAUGGAACCACAACUACCAUCAAUGGCCUGGGACCUCUAUCCACUGACAGCCUGUCCAGGAAGUUAUUAGGGGGAGGGGUCAGCCCUGGUUCACUCAGUCCGCUGUCCAAGCGCAUCAAGGUGGAGAAGGACCUUGACCCUCCCACGCCCACCAUCCCGAACACAGAGAACGUCUACUCCCAGUGGCUAGCUGGGUACGCUGCCUCGCGACAACUCAAGGACCCUUUCCUCAACUUUACAGGUGGGGACUCCAGACAAUCGCCCUUCGCCUCUUCAUCUGAGCACUCGUCAGAGAAUGGCAGCUUGCGCUUCUCCACUCCACCCGGCGAGCUGGACGGGGAACGUGCUGCUUCAGGACGUAGUGGCACCGGUAGUGGGGCCAGCACUCCCCACGGUGGUAGCGGGAAUGGACGGCCGAGCUCUAAGGAUGGUCGCCGCAGUGACACCUGUGAGUUUUGCGGCAAGGUGUUCAAGAACUGCAGCAACUUGACAGUGCACCGACGCAGUCACACUGGAGAGAGGCCCUACAAGUGUGAGCUGUGCAGCUACGCCUGCGCCCAGAGCUCUAAGCUCACCCGCCACAUGAAGACCCACGGACAGAUGGGCAAGGACGUUUACAAAUGUGAAAUCUGCCACAUGCCUUUCAGUGUAUACAGCACUCUGGAGAAACACAUGAAGAAGUGGCACAGUGACCGCCCUCUGGCUAAUGACAUUAAGACUGAGUAG